UCGUUUAAAUUUUUUUUAGUGUUUAUUGGAAAUCAGAAUUUAAUAAGAAAUAUUUACAUAUGUAGAUCGCUUUAUUUCUGACAUUAAAAUUCCGUAAAUGGAACAAGUUUUACGUAUUAUUUAUAGGAUUUUGGUUUUAUAAUGUUUAACAUACUGUUCAUAGUGGAAACUAAUUUUGUUUUUGUUUUCAAUCAUAACAGAAAAAUUUAAAAUAAACAAAGUAUUCGUAGAGAUAACUAUCACGAUAGUUAUAAUUUUUUUUGAGUAAAAUGCAGUGACAGAAUAAGUGAAAAAGCGUCUUAGAAUUGACCUGUGCUAAUUCAAAAAGUACAUUGCAGCAACUUAACCUAACUCGUAAAUCUUCAACUUGAUAAAUAACGUGGUUGUUUCAUAAUUUUAUGUCAUAACAGUCCACAAACGUUUGGAAAUUAACCUACAUGAUAUUGGUACCUGGUACGUUACAAGUUCCGUGACGAUUGCAAGAUGAACUUCCUCUGCCAAAAAUUCUCUCAGGUUCUUAGUAGAACUUUAAACACGAGCAUUCUGCCUUCAGUGCCACAAGGUCGCGGCGCCGGCAUGGCCACGCUGAUCCAGAUGCACCGCUCGGGCCCGCACGUGAAGACGCGCCCGCCGCGACAGCCCUUGGACGGCAAGCCCUUCGCCAAGGGCGUGGUGCUGCGCACGCUCAUCAAGAAGCCCAAGAAGCCCAACUCGGCGAACCGCAAGUGCGUGCUGGUGCGCCUGAGCACGGGCAAGGAGAUGGUGGCCUACGUGCCGGGCAUCGGCCACAACCUGCAGGAGCACAAUAUCGUGCUGUGCCGCGUGGGGCGGCUGCAGGACGUGCCCGGGGUCAAGAUCCGCUGCGUGCGCGGCAAGUACGACCUGCCGCACGUCGUCAAGAAGUAGCGCUGCUGCCCCUGCCAUGUACUGUCCGCUUUGUUUCGGCAUUAAAACUUUUUGAAACCAA
Molecule: messenger RNA, 967 nt
Organism: Bacillus rossius redtenbacheri
Lineage: Eukaryota; Metazoa; Arthropoda; Insecta; Phasmatodea; Bacillidae
Product: small ribosomal subunit protein uS12m
Exons: 3
Coding region: 484-906 (140 amino acids)
Biological process (GO): translation
Cellular component (GO): ribosome; small ribosomal subunit
Molecular function (GO): structural constituent of ribosome
Source: RefSeq, a predicted model, not a curated record